Callorhinchus milii (elephant shark) is the source of this 804-nucleotide messenger RNA. RefSeq names its product extensin-like. The transcript is spliced from 2 exons. The record is from RefSeq and is a predicted model, not a curated record. Lineage: Eukaryota; Metazoa; Chordata; Chondrichthyes; Chimaeriformes; Callorhinchidae. Bases 1 to 804 code for a protein of 267 amino acids.
AUGGCUGAAAACACUGGCACUUGCCAGAGUCUGGUUUGCCUGAAUGUCAGCUGUCCUCUGGCACCUUGCCACUAUGCCAACUCUUCAUACAGAAUUCUAGAUGGUGAAUAUCGGAGACCACUAGCCACAGGCACCCGUGACCCGCAGACACCCACCAACCGCCCCCAGCCACAGACACGCGCCACCGACCCAGCCACAGACACCCGCCCCCAGCCACAGAUAUCCACCCGCCACAGACAUCCGCCCCCAGCCACAGACAUCCGCCACCCGCCCCCAGCCAGACAUCUGCCACCCGCCCCCAGCCACAGACGCCCACCACCCGCCCCCAGCCACAGACGCCAGCCCCCAGACGCCCGCCCUCAGCCGCAGACGCCCGCCCCCAGCCGCAGACGCCCGCCGUCAGCCGCAGAGGCCCGCCCCCAGCCGCAGAGGCCCGCCCCCAGCCGCAGAGGCCCGCCCCCAGCCGCAGACGCCCGCCCCAGCCGCAGACGCCCGCCCCCAGCCGCAGACGCCCGCCCCCAGCCGCAGAGGCCCGCCCCCAGCCGCAGACGCCCGCCCCCAGCCACAGACGCCCACCACCCGCCCCCAGACACAGACGCCCACCACCCGCCCCCAGCCGCAGACGCCCGCCCCCAGCCGCAGACGCCCGCCCCCAGCCGCAGACGCCCGCCCCCAGCCGCAGACGCCCGACCCCAGCCUCAGACGCCCAACCUCAGCCCCAGACGCCCGACCUCAGCCGCAGACGCCCGACCUCAGCCGCAGACGCCCGACCCCUUCCAAACACGAGCCACCAACACCCGCUAA